CACCGAAAGCGUUUCAUGGCAAAAAUUCGCUGCGUUGAAGGUUGGAUAAACAAAUUUGCGAGAGCCCAAACUUGGUGAAAGCAACAGAUUUCGCUUGCAUUCAGUACGAUCUCCUACGGUCCAGUCAAACAAGGAUACUCCAUUCUGUCUGUCUGCUUACAAGGCCAUGGUUGAUUCCAGUGAGUCUAUGCCCUCCUCCAAGUUGGCACCCGCAGUCAAAGCCAAGCGCAACAACACCAAAGGAGCUGAACGAUACAUUGUCAAGAGAGAAGACGCCGAAGGUCUGUAUCAAAGUGCCCCGUCUAUGAUGCCAGGAGCUGGAUUGCCAUCUAGUCGACUUAGCAGAGUGGACACCGAUGACGUAGAGGCCAACUACGAGGAAAACUUUGGUAUCUUCCCCGUCAACAGUAGCGACGCCGCUCGCAGUUACAAAACUAUAUUUGAAGAAUCUAGUCUCGCUGACGAGACACCUGCCCAAUCACCAGUCGCAUCGUCGGGUUCAAAGUCUGACGACGAACUGUCGACCAUCUCAUCAAUCAAGACCUUCAAGAAGAUUUCGCCCAUGUGGGUUUUCAAUUCGUCUUCCGCCUCGGCAUCGGCCAACAACAACUUGAACGCCGCAUCAUACUCGGAAGCACCUUCGACUCCCAAGUCGCCUUCUGCCUCAACUACAAGUUCAACCCGGUCUCGUAUUCCUAAGGAUCCGCCAUCUAAUCCAUUGGCACACAGUAAGUUUGCUUCCCGCGGUGGUUCCAAACCUACCCGGCAACGAGUUUCGGAACCCCCCGCUAUUUUAUCGGGACCCUCAGGUACCUUUGAAAGCUAUCCCAUGGACGAUGUCGCGGACGCACUGUACGCCUCGCCGUCGCAAGACGCACCGGCAUGGACCCAGAGAGAAUCUUCCUGUUUGUCGUUUGGGGGCUCGCGUCGAAUUCCAGCGUCGGACGAGUCCUUCAGCGAUGUCCAAUCUUGGAUUUCCAUGGACCGUGUGAUGCGAAGCUCUCCUUCGUUUCCGCCGCCACAGCAGUCCAACAGCACCAACACCCUCCCUCGUGACAACACCACUGGUGGCGGCAACAAGGCCAAGAUGGUAUCCAUUCCAUUGGGUGGAGUUGAUGCCGCUAAUGCCAAGUCAACCACUGCAAAGCGUUCUCAGAAGAAGGUUCGCAUCUCGGAACGAAUUGCGCGUCCGUUUGCCAGCGGCGGUUCCAGCAGCAACAACAAAGGGAGCAAGUAUGUCCCGAUGUCUCGUCCUGCAUCUCCACCCAAUCACGAUUCUUCUGUCACCCAAGCAUCGUCACAGACUCCCGUAGAAAAGUUUGUCGACGAGGCCACUAUCUCCACGAAAUCAUCCGACGGAGACGAGCAAAAUCAGAUGCGCCGUCUCCGAAAAUGGGAUCGGGUCGUCCUUGCGGCAUUUUUGUUCGCCAGUUUCAUUGUUGGCGUCACGGUGGCAAUCAAGGUGCUGGGCCCUCACACUACCAAAAAUAACAAGGAAGAGUCAGGAACGCAAUGGGUACGAGUGGGCACUGCGGCACCCACGUUCACACCAUUGGAGUUUUGGACCCACAGUCCAAACACGGCAGGUCCACUCCCAGCCACCGUUGACGGUGCCACCGAAGAGCCCAUCGGUAUCCCCCAACCUGAGGCAGGCGAGCAACUUUUGGGGUAUGAAGAAGGUGAAGAUUCGCUGUCGGGCGGAGUGGCCACUCCGGCACCUGCUGAGUACGAGUUGCCACUCCCUGAAUACACAAUAGAGGCAAUUGAAGCAAACGGAGACUCGCCACAAGCUCAAGCGUACCGAUGGGUGAUCAAUGACCCUAAUUUGGACACAUAUUCCGAAUGGCGACGUUUGCAGCGAUUUGCCUUGGUGACUCUGUUCUAUGCGACCAAUGGACCAUCGUGGACUCUUUCCAAUUCUUGGCUAGUCUAUGGCAUGUCGGAGUGUCACUGGUAUUCGAACGCUCGUUGGGAAAACAGCAUGCUCUGCGACCAAGACGAUCGUUACUGGUCACUCACGUUGGGCCACAACGAGCUACACGGAACUCUCCCCCCUGAAUUGGCACUGUUGGAAGACCUGCAGCAGUUGGAUUUUCGUUCAAACAGACUUCAUGGAACCCUUCCUAACACCUUGGGCAACCUUGUGAACCUGAAGCGGCUUGAUCUGGCUGAAAACCAAAUCACAGGCCGCAUUCCGACGUCGUUGGGUGCACUCAGCCCUGAUAACUUGCUUGUUCUGGAUUUCUCCUUUAACAAUCUCACGCAUACUAUCCCCACUGAACUUGGACAGCUGGGCAGCCUUCAAAAGCUCUCCUUGGCCAACAACGAGUUGAGAGGCCCGGUGCCUACUGAGUUCGGUUCCCUAACUGGCUUAGAGCAACUCAUCAUUGAAAACAAUCAAUUGAACAAUACGAUUCCCGCUCACUUGGGCCGAUUGACCAACCUUAAUGUUCUGAAGAUUGGAUCCAAUUUGUUGAGUGGCCCGAUCCCCACUGAGUUGGGUUUUAUGCAGAAGGUUGAGGAGCUUUGCUUGAGCAACAACCAGUUGGUUGGAACCAUCCCGGUGCAGCUAAGCCAGCUAAAGGCAUUGAUUCAGCUCUCGCUUCACUCCAACGGGCUUGGAGGUACUAUUCCAUCUGAGCUGGCUGUGUACUUGAACAAUUUGAAGGUCAUGAAGCUUCAAAACAACCGUCUUGCUGGGCCAAUCCCAAUGCACUUUGGCCUGCUCACCCAGUUGGAUCUGUUGGACCUGAGUAACAAUCAACUGGGCAAGACAAUUCCAACCCAGUUGGGUACUUUGACUGCUUUGGAAACGCUCAAGUUGCAGGCAAACAUGCUAACUGGAUCAAUCCCAACAAACAUUGGUCUCAUGAGUCGCCUGGCCUACUUGUUGUUGGAUGAGAAUCAACUGAGUCAGGAGCUGCCUACUCAAAUCGGCCGACUCACUAGGCUCACGACUCUUUCCAUGAACUACAAUCGCUUGACUGGACAGUUGCCUUCAGAGAUCGGCCUGAUGACACACCUCUUGAAGCUUGAUAUGGUUGCCAAUGAGUUGACAGGUGGCUUGCCCACUCAACUUGGCAAUCCCACUGGUCUACAAGAGAUCUGGCUGAACUACAACAACCUCGAAGGACCAUUGCCGUCUCAGUUCGGCAAUCUUCGAGAUCUGAAAAUCCUUGUCCUUGCUGGGAAUGGCUUCAACGAAACAAUCCCUUCAGAACUAGGACAGGCAACAAGCCUCGAAAUGCUCUGGCUCAACCAAAAUUCUUUCUCAGGAUCCAUCCCUCCGUCCAUUGGCAGUUUGACUGCAUUGCUUGAUCUCAGUCUGUUUGAGAAUGCAUUCAAUGGAACCAUUCCAGAAACCAUAGGGAGACUGACCAAGUUGGACGCUCUGAAUCUGAAAGAGAAUGCGUUCACGGGGAUCAUUCCAACUGAGAUUGGCCACUUGAUUGGAAUGCGAGAGCUAAUCUUGCACACAAACCUUCUGCAUGGCAACAUCAGUACACAUUUGGGAGAUUUGAAGGACUUGGAGCUACUGGAACUACAUCACAACAUUCUCAGUGGAGGUAUCCCCUCCGAGCUUGGCCAGUUGGACAAGCUCGUGGACUUGACGCUUUAUGCCAACGACCUGUUUGGCACACUACCCUCAGAGAUUGGAAAAUUGUCCUUGAUGCAAACUCUUCGAGUCGAUCAAAACAGGCUCGUUGGCCCUAUCCCAGAUACCAUCGGAGGCAUGACAUCGCUGGUCAAUUUGAAUCUCCAUCGAAACUCCUUCACCGGAACACUGCCAACGCACCUUGGAAACCUCACGAGGCUGCAGGAAGCCCGCUUUUAUGACAACGAGCUUCGAGGUACAAUCCCCACUCAAGUUGGCCUCCUUAGGAGCUUGAAGAAGAUUUCGAUGUCAAGCAACAACAUCAAUGGAACCAUUCCAGCUCAAUUUGGCCAAUUGCCUGCGCUACAAGGGCUGUGGUUGCACAAGAACGGUCUCUCAGGUUCCAUACCGACCAGCCUCGGUGGUUUGAAGGAGCUUGUGUGGUUGAGUCUCGAGGACAACUUGUUGGUACACACCAUUCCAACAGAGUUUGGCAAUUUGACAAAGCUGCAAGAGUUGCAUCUGUUUCAUAACAAACUAGGUGGAAAGAUACCUGUACAGCUCGGUGCCAUGACGUCCUUGAAACGAAUUACUCUCUCUGCCAACCAACUGACUGGCUUGAUUCCAACAGAAUUCGGUAAGCUGUAUGCCCUGGAAGGACUAUGGCUUUACUCGAACAAAUUGGUUGGUCAAAUUCCUUCCGAACUCGGUGAACUGAGAGCACUCAAGUGGCUCAGUCUCCAAGGCAACCAGUUGAGCUUUCAGAUUCCUCCGGCAUUGGGCAACCUAAGUUCUCUGCUCGAACUUGAACUCGGUUCCAACCAGCUCACUGGUGACGUACCCAGCGCACUAGACAACUUUCCGGGUCUUCGGCUGCUGCAGCUCGAAAAGAACAAUCUCAUCGGGAUCGUGUCCACCACGUUGUGUACCAGCAUAGUAUCCGGCCAACUCGAGCUUUCUGUGGAUUGUGGCGAAGUUGCUUGCAACUGUGGUUGUACCUGUGGCGAGACUCCACCGCCAGUUUUUGCGUCGACGACGGCUAACAACAAGAACACUCCAUCGGAAACCGACUCGGCCAUUAAUAUCAAUCCAACGCAACGAAACGGCUUUGCCGUCACAAGACCAGUGUCGGUAAAUCCAAAUGGCUACAGCCGCAAACGAGUUCCAAAUGGAGGCCAAGGUUGACAGCACUAGUAGUAGUAUGCAGCCGGCUUUUGGGUUUGGUUUUAAUGUGGUCAGCGGCAUUUCAUGUGGGGAGCUGUAAUGUUGAUAUUUUAAAUGCUGCAUAUAUACUUGUC
Molecule: messenger RNA, 4893 nt
Organism: Seminavis robusta
Lineage: Eukaryota; Bacillariophyta; Bacillariophyceae; Naviculales; Naviculaceae
Source: the annotation of a GenBank genome assembly